AUGGCGCCGGUGCGGAUUGCCGUCGAAGGCUGCGGCCAUGGUAGCCUCAACGACAUUUAUGAGACUGUGGAUCGCAAGGCCGCCGAGAAAGGCUGGGAGUCUGUCGAUCUGGUCAUCAUUGGUGGAGAUUUUCAGGCUCUGCGUAAUGCUAAUGAUGCGACUUGUCUUUCGGUUCCCGACAAGUUCAAGCAAAUCGGUGAUUUUCAUGAGUACUACAGCGGGGAUCGUGUUGCUCCCUAUCUGACACUGUUCAUUGGAGGCAAUCAUGAGGCGAGCAAUCAUCUGUCCGAGCUUUAUUACGGCGGUUGGGUGGCCCCCAACAUCUACUUUAUGGGCGCGGCCAAUAUCAUCCGCUUUGGACCUCUCCGAAUCUCCGGAAUGUCAGGCAUCUGGAAGGGCUACGACUACCGUAAGGCCCAUUUCGAACGGUUGCCCUACAACAGAGACGAUGUUUCUUCCGUCUAUCAUAUCCGGGAGCUGGAUGUGCGCAAGCUACUUCAAGUCCGAACCCAAGUCGAUAUUGGUCUGUCUCACGAUUGGCCCAAGGGGGUCGAGAAACAUGGAGACUAUGGAACCCUGUUCCGCAAGAAGUCAGGCUUCAAAGCCGAUUCCGAUUCAGGAAAGCUCGGAAGUGUGGCUGCACGUGAAGCUCUUAAUCAUCUGCGGCCCGCUUAUUGGCUUUCAGCCCAUUUGCAUGUUCGUUUCACUGCAAAGGUGCCCCAUAGCCCACCUCGCGCAAAGUCCAACCCCCUGAGUCCCCACAGUCCUGUUGAUGUCACCGAUCCAAAUGAGACCAACCCGAUUCCACGCAGCAAUCUCAACACCAGAACCCUUGCUGGUCACGGAUUGCUUGGCACUGCAACCGGAGACGAGCAGUCUCGCAUCAAGGCUUGGAAUGAAUUCGGAGAUAAAGCCCGACGGGCUGAGAAGGAGAAGCGCGUUCACGACGACUUCAUGCGUCUGAUCAGAGAGAGACAGCCGAAAGCUUCGCGGAACAUUACAUUCGACGAAACAGCCAAAAUUGGCGGCGGCCCCAUUCAGAAUUUUGUACGUGGUGCCGAUGGAGAAAGGCUUGAGUCCGCCCCAGUCGAUGGUGGGAACGUUGAAAACCUCGACAAAGCCAGCCAGGGAAACAGCCCUGUGGAUAACUCGCCCGAGGAGGUGGUCGCUCAGCAGGAAUCUUCGUCGCUCGGUAAAACAACCGAAGAUAUCCAGACGACCAAGCAGGUCAGGACGACCAAGGAAGUUCAGGCGACCAAUGAUGUCGCUGACAAUAUUGACAAAAUUAGCAUCUCUACAAGCCCAAGCAGUGCCGCAAGCGCAAAGUCUCCUCCAGCCGAGAAGGCUCUUCCGAAAGCCGACAUCUCUCUGAAUUGGGGUGAUGAUCGCUCUCCAGAUCCUUGGUGGAACGACGGUGUCGAUGAUCGGGUUCACGAAGUCGAAACCGCCCUCCCAACCAGCCUUGAGCAGUCGUCUCAACCCAAACUUGUCUCCAAUCGCCCUGUCCAGGAUCUCCCGACCCCCGAGAAUAUUAAGAACCUUGCGACCCAGUUCCUGACCUUGGACAAGCCGCACAACCACGAUGAUUUUGUUGAACUGCUGGAGAUUGAGCCAAUCUCCGAACAGGCUGCUGCGUUGGAGUCUCCCCUGCGACUCCAGUACGAUAAGGAGUGGCUGGCCAUUCUUCGUGCCUUUGCUGACGAACUUGAGUUUGGUGGAAACCCCAAUGUUCCUGUCCCUGCCCAUAAGGGAUAUGAGUACUACCAACAGCGUAUCGCUGAGGAAGAGGAUUGGGUAGAGGAGAAUGUUGUCAAAGCCGGAUUGUUGAAUGUCCCCACUGACUUUGUUUUGACUGCCCCCGUUUAUGACCCUCUUGUUUCAAUCAACACCCAUGAGCAGCCGAGGGAAUACAGCAACCCGCAGACCACUACCUUCUGCAAUCUGAUCGGGAUUGAGAAUAAGUUCGACAUGAGCGAGGAAGAACGCCAGGCUCGCAUGGAAGCUGGCCCUCGCCCCGAAGCCCCUCGUCAGCACUUCCAGGGCAACCGUGGUGGUCGUGGUGGACGAGGCGGCCGUGGCGGACGUGGUCGUGGAGGUCGUGGUCCUGGGCGCGGUGGCUAUAGUGGUCGUGGCGGGCGUGGAAGCUCAGGCCCCCCGGCCCAGGGCGCCGAUGGCUGGUAA
Messenger RNA from Penicillium concentricum, 2181 nucleotides. RefSeq names its product RNA lariat debranching enzyme. Gene Ontology annotation, biological process: mRNA splicing, via spliceosome. Gene Ontology annotation, cellular component: nucleus. Bases 1 to 2181 code for a protein of 726 amino acids. The record is from RefSeq and is a predicted model, not a curated record. Gene Ontology annotation, molecular function: RNA lariat debranching enzyme activity. Lineage: Eukaryota; Fungi; Ascomycota; Eurotiomycetes; Eurotiales; Aspergillaceae. The transcript has 3 exons.